AUGUCAGCUCAAGCACGCGGGCCACCGCCCACAGGCCGUGCAAGCUGGCAGCAGCAACAGGCCAGCUACGCGACGUCAGGUGCACUCCCUCCUCAGCUUGCUCAGCCUGCCGGUGCUGGCCCUCGUGGUGCACACCCAUCGGAACCGCUGACGGCACCCAUAGCACAGCUCGUCUCAGAGGCGCCGAAUGCUGGUGGUAAUGCUGCCAUACCGGUGUCAUCCGCUCCCCCGAUCCCCACCUUCUCCCAUAUCCCUUACUUUACGGCUAUCCAGCUCGAAACGCUCUACACUCGUCGUCGUGGAACACGCAUGUCGGCGUCAACAUGGCAAACCAACCGUGACAUGGCUACCGGAUUCAUUCAGUCGGUUGCAUCUCGCCUUGGUUUCCCACAGCGCACCACUGCUACCGCACAACAGAUCUAUCAGCGCUUUCAUCUGUUCUUUCCACCUUCCGAUUUUGUUCUCCACGAGAUCGCUGUUGCCUCUUUGUUCGUAGCUGCCAAACUGAACGAUACAAACAAGAAACCUAGGGAUGUUCUGCUGGCCAGCUAUGCGCUCCGUUUCCCUCAGCUCGUCAAGGGAGGCAGCGCUGCUUCAGCUCUCGAGACAACUCCAACCACUAAAACGGUGACGGACGAGCCGAAUUUUCCCACCCUAGCAGGUCAAAAGCGCAAACACGCAUCAACAUCAGCCGUAGAGUCCUUAUCACCUAACCCGCUAGCGAUGGCCAUCGGCAGUGUCGGAGAAGCCGACGUCGAUCCCAACAUCCUCGAAAACGAUCGAAAACGGCUCAUGGCGCUCGAAAAGCUCAUCCUCGAAAGCCUCUGUUACAACUUCCAGAGCAAUGCCUGUAUUGCGCUCAAAAUGGUGAUCAAAUUGGGAAGGAAGAGCAAAUUGCCCAAGUCAUUCAUCCGAACCUCCUGGAAAAUGGCUGCUGAUUUGUUCCGCACUUCGGCGCCGAUGCAGUAUCCGCCCAACGUGAUUGCUGUCGCGGCGCUGUACGCAGCUGCUCUGCUAGCUAGACCCCCGUCUAGAACCACGCUACCUUCCGAGCAAGGACAACAAGUUGCGGCAGAUACUCACCAGGACGAUCCACUGGUGGCGUUUCUGAACAAUAUCAAAGCGGUUUCGGCUACGCCAUCACCAGCAUCAAUCCAAGCCUCACCAGCAACACCCUCCCUUGUUCCGCUGUCAGAACCCUUCGCAGGCUGCGAUCCUGAAUGUCGUGUUCACGUAGAAGACGUCGAAGAAGCGGUCCAUGAACUUCUCGAUCUGUUUCUGACGUGUACGGCGCAACUCCCACCUUCGCUCUACAUGACAUCCGCGUCAGGACUCGGUACAUCUACGGCAGCUACGCCAUCCCCGCUUUCGCCCGCAGACCCAUUGGAUGCCUUUGCCACGUCGCCAUCCUCUUCUGGCGGCAUGAGCGACCCAUCUCAGCCAGCCCCUUCACGCAAAAAGCUCAAACAGUACGAAUAUUCGCCACCCCCCUUCGGGCUCGUCGAUUGGCUCAAUAGCGCUCGAUGCACGCAGCUCCAACUAAGUGCGGGCAAAUCUGCUGCUGCUGUUGGUGGUGGAAUUAUGGAUCCGACCGCGCCAACCAAGGAGCUUUCCGCAUUGCUAACCGAUCUCAAGAUUUAUCUGCGUGGAAUAGAGUACGAUCGACAACGCGCGGAUGCUGGUUUCCUUGCCGAAGUGGGCCUUCUCGCCGAAGCCAACGUGGUCCCAUUGCCUGGAGUGGAUGCUGCUUCGAUGAGUGGUGUGGGACAGCCAGUAGCAGCGCACUCGGUUACGAUCGAGUUACGACCUCUUGGCAAUUCCGACGCCUCUAUCCACAAGAGCGGUGAUCAAAUUUGGGAGGCAUUGGAUGACGCGCAGAAGAGGAUUGUGGAGCGGAUCCGAAGAAGGAAGUUGGUAGCAGCGUUGAGGUUAACGUUUGUAGAACCGCAGGUGGAAAAGCGGGCGGAUGUGGGUGGCGCAACUGUGACGAGUCGCGACGAGUAUAAGCAAUCGCCGACAGAACAACGGCACCAGUCGCUAAUCAAGGAAUCCGCUGACCAGACGCUACCACUAAAAAGAAAUCGAAUCGAACAGGCCAGACGAUACCUCUUCUAG
Messenger RNA from Mycosarcoma maydis (corn smut), 2115 nucleotides. RefSeq lists its product as uncharacterized. NCBI's taxonomy places the organism in Eukaryota, Fungi, Basidiomycota, Ustilaginomycetes, Ustilaginales. Gene Ontology annotation, molecular function: cyclin-dependent protein serine/threonine kinase regulator activity. Gene Ontology annotation, biological process: regulation of transcription by RNA polymerase II. The transcript has a single exon. The coding region runs from base 1 to 2115 and encodes 704 amino acids. The record is from RefSeq and is a predicted model, not a curated record. Gene Ontology annotation, cellular component: nucleus.